AUGUUUCUGUCUCUUCCUAUGUUGACUGUCCUUAUUCCGUUGGUCUCGUUAGCAGGGCUGUUAUACUCGGCCUCUGUGGAAGAAAACUUCCCACAGGGCUGCAUCAGCACAACCAGCCUCUGCUUUUACAGUCUGCUCUUGCCGAUUACCAUACCCGUUUACGUGUUCUUCCACCUUUGGACUUGGAUGGGUAUUAAGCUCUUCAGGCAUAAUUAAUACAACCAGAGCCAAGAUGGUAUAUCCUAAUGAUAUGCUUGAGUGUCUGCCUCUGCAACCUCAACUACAUGGAAAUACCGGACACCCACUUAAUUUGCAAGAAAGAUGCUUUGCCUAGCUUCUGUCAGAGGUUUAGGACUAGGGGAGGCUUCAGCUGCAGAGGCUUCUUUAUUGUACUUUGGUUCUGCCCUUGUUUUUUGAAGGUUCUUAUUUAUACCUGGGGUGUCAGGAGAAACAUUUCAACAAAGUGUCUUGUUGGAAAUUAAUAGCCCCAGCCAUCAUCUGAUGACUUUAUUUCUUAUCCCAUUCAUAAUUAAAAGUUACUAAUUUGAAAUCUUAUAUGUUUAUUUUACAUUCAGAGUCUGGUAAAGUCACAUGCUAAGGAUGACUGAAGUAAUUCCAGAGGAGCUCUGUCGCGGUAGUUGUAGAGAAAUGCAUUUGAACUAAUGUGGUAUAAAACUGCAAUGAAAUGGAAACUUCAUGUAUUUGCCAGAAUUCUGAGUUUGUAAAAUUACCUUCAUUUCUUUGGCAUCACAUGCUUGCAUUAAUAAUAAGAAAAUAAGAUAAUUGACAUUUUCCAUAAAACAAUUUGUAGUUUUGUGGGGUUUUUAUCCCCUUUGGUCACUAGAGUGUGAUUCUAAGGAAGAAAAAAUGUAAAAUAUUCUAAAUUUUAAACUUAGAAUAUUUAGAGAGACAUAAUAGCCAAAAUAGAAUAAUUUCCCAGGAAAGUAUGUGCCUCUGGAGGUAGAGGUGGGGUUGAAAGAUUUGCAAAUGGCUAAUUGUGUCCUAUUGAGCUGAGGGCUACGUUUUGAGGCACAUUUCAGUUUAUUUUCCUGCCAUAGGAGACCUAUUUAAAUAGCACUACUAAGGGCAUGAGCAUUUUACACAUUAAUAGUUCCUGAUUUUCCAGAACUUUCAACAAGAUUGAUUAGUACAAUAACUCGGAAGUGUAACAAAUAUUUCAGUAGUUACCCUUAAGAAACUUAAGAACUGAAUAUAACCUUAACUGAUACUUAAUAGAAACUUAAAGUUGUUUAACAGAACCUUUAGAUAGUGAUUCUUCCCCUUCAAAAGACAAUUAAAACAAGAGGUUGGAUGUGUUUCCUGUUGCAUUAAUUCAAUGUAUAUACUGUAGUACAAGUCAUGUUUUAAAAACUACUCUGUGGCAAGGACAUCCCUGGUGGCACAGUGGUUAAGAAUCCGCCUGCCAAUGCAGGGGACACAGGUUCAAGCCCUGGUCUGGGAAGAUCCCACAUGCCGCGGAGCAACUAAGCCAGUGUGCCACAACUACUGAAGCCCACCCACUCUAGAACCCGUGAGCCACAACUACUGAGCCCACGUGCUGCAACUACUGAAGCCCGCGCGCCUAGAGCCUGUGCCCCACAACAAGAGAAGCCUGCGCACCG
Messenger RNA from Kogia breviceps (pygmy sperm whale), 1622 nucleotides. RefSeq names its product phosphatidylinositol glycan anchor biosynthesis class Y (gene PIGY). The record is from RefSeq and is a predicted model, not a curated record. Gene Ontology annotation, biological process: GPI anchor biosynthetic process. NCBI's taxonomy places the organism in Eukaryota, Metazoa, Chordata, Mammalia, Artiodactyla, Physeteridae. Gene Ontology annotation, cellular component: glycosylphosphatidylinositol-N-acetylglucosaminyltransferase (GPI-GnT) complex.